AUGGAGAGAAGUCGCUAUGUGCAGUUCAACCGCCACUGCUUGAGAAGGAAACGACUAUGUUGUUUAUCAAUACCGAAAGCACCUUUCAUCAAUCACUUGCUAGGAGGCGCAACCAAGAGUUUUUCGGAUAUAGUAAUAUCCGGUGAGAUGAUAGAAAAUGCAAUAAGGUGUGGAAAGAUAGAAGCGGGGGAGAGCAUCAAGAAGUCAGUCCCACGAAAGAGAGAAAAUGAAGUAAACAAUGUAAGUAGGAGUUAUGCAACACUGAUCACUGUGAAUCAACCGAGAAUAGAAAACGCGAGUCAGCAAGCCUCAUCAAAGCAAGAGUCUGAUACAAAGCGGAAUACAGAAAAACUCCAGUUUACAUCCAUUCCAGUGUUGUACAAGGAGUUAUAUCAAACUUUAUUUAAUGCACAUGUUGUAUCACCGGUUUAUCUGAAACCGAUACAACCUCCGUAUCCCAAGUGGUACAACGAAAAUGUCCAAUGCGAAUACCAUGCGGGAAUCACAGGACAUGCGAUAGAAAAUUGCACCGCAUUUAAGAGGUUAGUGGAAAAGCUCCUUGAAAUGGGCAUCAUAAAAUUUGAUGAAUCAUCUAGCGGGGAAAAUCCGUUACCCAAUCAUGCCGACAAUGGGGUAAAUGCAGUAAUUGAGAAUACUGGGAAGAGAUUUAGAAUGACUGUGGCUGAAGUAAGAACACCAUUGAGAGAGGUUUGGAAGGAAAUAAUGAAGAGAGGGUUAAUCAAGCAGAGUUCGGGAAACAGAUCCCAGAAAAUGGGGAACUAUUGUGAGUUCCAUGAUGAGAAGGAUCAUGAGAUCCAAGAAUGUAAUGAAUUUAGGGCCCUAAUACAGGAACUAAUGGACAACAAAGAGUUGGAAUUCUUUAAAUAUGUAGAAGAGAGAGAUGUAUGCACCUCGGAAGGAGGGUCGUUAGGAAAAGACUGUGAGAUUAAUCGGCCAAAAGUAAUUAUUUCACAGCCAAAGAUUAAUGAAGUUGGAUUGAAAAUGGCACCAAGAAUAGUGAUACAGAAACCCGUUGCUUUCCCUUAUAAGGAUAGCAAGAGGGUACCUUGGAGCUAUAAUUGUAAUGUGACAAUCUCGGGAGGGAAGAACCAGGUCAACACGCAAGGAGAAGCCCAGGAUGUAGGUUUCUAUACUAAAGCCGAUUUAGUAAAAGGGAAAUCUUUAUUGAAGCAAGGGGAUGAGCUACCUGUUAAGGAGCCAAUAGCUGAGAAUGAGGCAAAGAAAUUUUUGAAAUUCUUAAAACACAGUGAAUAUAGUGUCGUGGAGCAGCUACACAAACAGCCAGCUCGCAUCUCGGUACUGACCUUGCUUUUAAGCUUAAAGAUACACCGUAACGCAUUAAUGAAGGUGUUAAAUGAGACCUAUGUUGCGAAUGACAUCACAGUAAACAAACUAGACCGUCUUAUCAAUAACAUAAGCGCAGACAACUUCAUCUCAUUCAACGACGAUGAAAUACCAUCGGGGGGUAGGGGAUCUACUAAGGCCUUACACAUCACUACCCGUUGUAAGGGGUAUACUGUACCGGGGGUUCUAAUUGAUAAUGGGUCAGCGCUAAAUGUUUUACCCUUAUCUACAUUGAAUAGGCUACCAAUAGACAACUCUCACAUGAAGAUGUGUCAGAACAUGGUGAGAGCAUUUGACGGGACUGAAAGAAAGGUGAUGGGAAGGAUCGGAGUACCUCUUUUAAUUGGUCCGAAUACAUACGAGGUAGAUUUCCUAGUAAUGGACAUUAAACCCUCCUAUAAUUGCCUGUUAGGGAGGCCUUGGAUUCAUGCAGCAGGGGCAGUACCGUCAUCAUUGCAUCAAAAGUUGAAAUUGAUAAUGGAGGGUCGAUUGAUAACAAUAAACGCGGAAGAAGAUAUUAUUGCGUCUGUUACCAGUGAUGCACCAUACAUUGAGAAGGAUGAUGAGGCAUUGGAGUGUUCUUUUCGUUCGUUGGAGUUUGUGAAUGCCACUUUUAUUAUGGAGGGAAGUAAGAUCUUGAUACCCAAAGUGUCUAGUGCUACGAAAAUGGGUUUACAACUGAUGGUUAGAAGUGGAGCAUUGCCUGGAAGAGGACUCAGAAAGUAUCUACAUGGAUGGGUCGAGGUACCAGUCUUGACUGAUAAGCAGGAUUGCUUUGGCUUGGGAUAUAAGCCGGAUGCAAAACAAAAAAGGAAGGAAGCAGAGAAGAGACAAGAGAGAUGA
This is a messenger RNA of Gossypium arboreum, 2208 nucleotides long. RefSeq lists its product as uncharacterized. The coding region runs from base 1 to 2208 and encodes 735 amino acids. The record is from RefSeq and is a predicted model, not a curated record. The transcript has a single exon. Lineage: Eukaryota; Viridiplantae; Streptophyta; Magnoliopsida; Malvales; Malvaceae.